Messenger RNA from Aricia agestis (brown argus), 1005 nucleotides. RefSeq names its product LIM domain transcription factor LMO4. The coding region runs from base 371 to 958 and encodes 195 amino acids. The record is from RefSeq and is a predicted model, not a curated record. Lineage: Eukaryota; Metazoa; Arthropoda; Insecta; Lepidoptera; Lycaenidae. The transcript is spliced from 4 exons.
CGUCGUGCGGGGUGGUGCCGUCGGUCCCGAUAAGAAAAACUACUUUUUUCGAAGUUCUCAGUACAGUUUUUGUUUCAAAGUUUUACAAGGAAGUUUUUGUGAUUCGGAUCUUUUGUCCCGUCGAACUGAAGGAUACGAAACUGCAUACGGCGGUGAAGUUUAUUGAGUUAAUACGUUGUGUUUUUUUUUUUUUGUUAUUGUUGAGUUUUUUGUUUGGUGCAUCGUGCGAGUCCGGACUUCGUCCUUUUGAGGCAUCCAAACCUGGACGCGCUCUAAAGAAUUUCAAAGAACCCCUUUUGGGCGUGUAAUCGUGGUGGUCUGCGCGGGCGGGGUCCGCUCAGCCGUCAAGCUGGCCGCGAGCGCGCUGAGCAUGAACCCGCACUACCACGGGUACGCGGAGCUGAGCUCGCCGCACCCGCCACACCCGCCCUCGCCAGAGCCCGCCUUCGCCAACGGCCACGACUACCCGCACAACAACAACAACCCCGCGCUCAAGGAGUGCGCCGGCUGCGGCGGCAAGAUCGUGGAGCGCUUCCUGCUGCACGCGCUCGACCGCUACUGGCACCACGGCUGCCUCAAGUGCACGUGCUGCGGCCAGGCGCUCGCCGACAUGGGCCGCUCCUUCUACUUCAAAGGCGGGAUGAUCCUCUGCAAAAACGACUACACGAGAAUGUUCGGCUCGAGCGGCGCGUGCGCGGCAUGCGGGCAGGCGAUCCCAGCCAGCGAGUUCGUGAUGCGGACCAGCGCGCCGCACCAGCCCCUCCACGUCUUCCACAUCAAGUGCUUCGCCUGCUCCAAGUGCGGCUCACACCUCAUGCAGGGGGAUAGGUACUACAUGCUAGCGGGGUCGCUAGUGUGCGAGCAGGACUGGCAGAAGCUGAUGAAGAGCGCGAGCGCGGCGACGACGGCGCCCGUGCGCAAGGGCAAGGUGGGGCGGCCGCGGCGCUCGCGGGAAUGAGCGCCCGCCCCCGCCCCCGCCCCCGCGCCGCCGCCGCCGCCGCACCA